Messenger RNA from Gossypium raimondii (Peruvian cotton), 535 nucleotides. RefSeq lists its product as hypothetical. NCBI's taxonomy places the organism in Eukaryota, Viridiplantae, Streptophyta, Magnoliopsida, Malvales, Malvaceae. Bases 63 to 374 code for a protein of 103 amino acids. The record is from RefSeq and is a predicted model, not a curated record. Gene Ontology annotation, biological process: cellular oxidant detoxification. The transcript has a single exon.
CCUCCACAUUGGUUGAUUCACAACUCCACUAGAAGAAAAAACAAAAAACAGCAAGCUAUCACAUGGCUCCAACAAUGGCGGCACCAGAAGAAGAGUUGAGGAAGAGGAACCAGGAGUUAGAGAAGGAAUUGAAGGAGAGUAGGGAAAGAGAGGAGCAGAUGAGAAAGGAAUUACGAAAGAUGUGGGAAAGGCUGAGGGUGGCGGAAGAGGCGGAGGAAAGGCUCUGUUCUCAGCUGGGCGAGCUGGAAGCAGAGUCCGUCAAUCAGGCCCGUGCUUACAACUCCCACAUACUUACCCUCAUGGACCAGCUCUCCAAGGGUAACAACCUUCUCAUCAACAACCACCCAUCCCCUGCACCCAUCUCCAUCCUCUGAUUCUGCUUUUGGCUGAUGUUCUUUUUAUCUAUCUAACCAAAGGCAUGGGGAUUCUAAAUUCGUUAAUUAUGGGUAUGGUAUGGAUCUAUAUAUGUAAUAGUUGUUAACACUUGGUGGUGUUUGUUGAUGUUAAUUGGUAAAGGUAGUGCUGAUAUGUUUCA